UUCCCUGUCAAAUUAUGGGUGAUCAAACCAGACGAAGACUGACGGAUAUGAAAAGCAAAACCUUCUAGCAUCUGCUAUGAAAUAAAUAUAAUCACUAUUAUUCUACCAUAUGAGCUAUUAAAGAUGUCCCAGUAUGAUACAGAAAAGUUUUGUCAGCCACCUGACCCAGAUUUAAUAUGUUGUAUAUGUCAAUGUGUCCUUCAGUCUCCCGUGGAGAGCCCCUGUCGUCAUGUCUUUUGUAAUGUAUGUAUCACAACCUGGCUGAACAAUCACCGUAACUGCCCAACCUGCCGUAGGAGAGUCAAGAAAAGACAACUCAAACCAGUCCUUCCAAUAGUUCAAAACAUGAUAAAUCGUUUGUUAAUGUUCUGUGAUUUUAAAGAUAAUGGUUGUGCAGAAACAGUAAUGUUAGAAAUUUAUAUUAACCAUGUUGAGGGUUGUGGAUACAGGAAACUAAAGUGUAGAUUUAAUCGUUGUGAUAAAAUGAUACUAAAAAAAGACAAAGACCAACACGAGAACCAAGUCUGUGAAUUCAGGGAGAAGUUAUGUAUUGGUCGUUGUGGACUGAUGAUUCCUGUAUGUGUGUAUGACACACAUGACUGCUAUGAAGAAUUACAAAAGUUCAAUCGAGAGAAGAGUGAAUUAGUAGACAAACUACAGGAAAAAGUUAAGGAACUAAAUGCUUUGACACAAAAAUUACAGAAAGAGGUUGAUAGAUUAAAGCAACAGUUGGCUCGUAACCGAUGGAAUCUUCCAGAUGCUUGGGGAUCUAGUUGGGAUCCCUCUGAUAGUGAAUAUAAUGAUUCUAUGUAUAAUUACUUAUCAGGAAGUUCUUACAGUGAUGAUCAAGAUAGUCAUUUCUCCCAGCCUGAUUUAGUACUGACAGCAACUAGUCAUCCUACUGCUACAAAUACUACUACAACAACAUCAUCAAGUGCAGACAAUGGAGGAUUCAGAGAAUACGUUAUUUAUCCUAGUCGUAGACCAGCAACACCUGUCAUUCAAGCUCCAUGGCCCCGUUAUGAAACAAGAUCAUCAAGGUAUGUGUAUGAUAUUCGCUCACCAAGCCCUAUCCAUAAUGCUACAGAUGCUAAUUCAGGAACUACAGAUCAAGCAUUAGAUUUGAGCCACCAUACACACCAAGAAAAUUUACCAAUGGGAGAGGGAAUAUUCCAUCGCUUAUCUGCUGGAAUAUCAGACACUGCUCUCAGUUCCAUUAGAAACAUUAACUUGGAAUACAUUCCAACUCCGAUCAACAAUAACCAGUGUAACACAGGAAGAAGCACUGCCACUGAGAGUAAUACAAACCUAAAUGUUAAUGGGGACGAUCAUGACAGCCAAAAUGAAAUCCACAAUAACGAUGAAUUAAGUCACCAUAGUGAUCACACUGUAUACAGUCUCUCUGACACUGAUUCAGAUCAUACACCAACUCGCUGGUGGAGAUCAAGUCGAUCAAGCAUGUCACAUCAUUCAGAACAUCAGUCAGAUAUACAGAGGUCUAGCAGGUCCCGUUCACAGUCAUAUGACUCAAAUAGAUCUAGAUCACAUGUCUCUCGAAGAAGUAGAUCAUUGUCAUAUGACUCAGACAGAAGCCAGUUUUGGUCACACUAUCCUUCACACAAUAGAUCACGGUCUGUUCUGUCAGACAGAAGUGGAUCAUAUGACUUUUACAGAAGAUCAAGGUUGUACAAUUUUUCAAGAAGUAGGUCUGGAUCAUUUGAUUCAUAUAGAAGUAGAUCAAGAUCAUAUGAGUAUACAAGGAGACAACAUUUAAGAAGGAGCAGGGCAUCUUCAAGAUCUUCACAGUCAGAUGUACAUUACAGAACUUGGUCAAGAUCCUACUCAAGAAGUAGGUCAAGGUCAAGAGACAGACUAUCAAGAAGUAGGUCAAGGUCUAUAGAAAGAUUUUCAAGAAGUAGAUCAAGGUCAAUAGACAGACUAUCAAGAAGUAGAUCAAGGUCAAUAGAGAGACUAUCAAGAAGUAGGUCAAGGUCAUUAGAUCAUGUUAUGAGUAGAUCACAUUCAGAAGAAUCACUCUCUAGUAGUUCUACAUUGCGUUCAUAUAUGAGUAGAUCAGGUUCCAGAAGCAGCAGAUCUUGUACACCAGAUUCUUACAGGAGUGAAACACCAGUAGAUGAGAUACAUGAUAGAUACAGACCAGAAUCCAGUCCAGCACAUGAAAAUGGCCAUGAAAAUUUAAACCAAUUAAAUGAAAAUGAAAAAGCUGGAAAUUCUAGACAUUUGAAUAUUACAACAGAUAUUGAUAGUACAGAGACAGAUAGUGAUGCAGGGUACAAUUUCAAGAGAAGAAGGUCGAAAAACAGUAACUAUAGUGAUAGUGGAAUAGGAACUGAAUCAUCUAAUACAGAUUUAUCUAAAAACCAAAAUUCUGAUACUAGAGACAGUAAUGUAAAUAAUGGUGCAAGUUCUGAUGAUAGGAAGCGUAAAACUAGUGUUAUUGACUGUGAUAUUAAUACAAAGAGGAUGCGUAACCAGGAUGAUAACAAUGGAGAACAAUCGGAUUCAGAUACAUCAUGGGUGCCAUCAGCCAAUGAUAGACAGACCGAUGACACUAUAUCAGAUGAAGCCAGCAGUGGAAGCAGCUAUGAAGUAGAAGUUCCUAAAACUGUAUUAGAAUUAAUUGAUGAAGUUGAUUCUGAAGGAACGGAUGACACUUGGUCUCCUAAUUAGAAUAACUGUUUGUACGAGUUCAGUUUUUGUUAUACUGAUGGUUAAAUGUACAUUUUUGCCUAAUAGAAAGGAGUAGGGCAUUAACACUUAUUUGGGCUAUAAAUUGGAAUUUUUUUUUAAUAUUUUUGAGAAAUUAAUGUCAAAAUUGCACUUUUUUUGUGUUAUGAUUUCAUAAUUACAUCAUAAUAUGAUGUCAUUUCACCAGAAUGGAGAAAUUGCAAAUUUAUGCAGUUGUCUAUCCAUAUUUCUUUUUAUGAAAACAUCCUGCUGAGCCAAGAGACAUAAAGAUUGAAGAAGCUUUCUUAUACAUGUUAUAGCUAUUUUCAUAAUCCCAAAAAAUAUAAAGAUUUUUUUGGUUAUGCCCAUACUUAUGCAAUCAAAGAUAAACCAAUUUAGUUAAAUUUUGUUUUUAAUUUUGAAAACCUUUUAUCUAGUGGUGUUAGGGUAAAUUUAAGAUCAAGUUUGGUAACAUUUUAAACAUCACAUUGCCCAUACUCCUUUCUUCAUUUUGAUAGAAGCAUUAUUAAUUUUGAUGGUGGUCUAAUUUUAUUAUGGUAGACAGAUUCUAAUUGUAUAUAUGCAUGAUAGAUUUCCAGUAAUUAUCAUCAAAUAUCUAAAGGGUGAUCAGUAUAUAAAUUCAAUAGAGCCAAAAUUGUCUAGUGGCAAAUUCCAGUGCUAAUUAUGGUUUUGAUUUUAUAACUUAAAUUAUUGAAAAUAUUUUCAAUGCCCAUAUAUUUUUUAGAUUUUUCAAUAUUCAAAUCCUCAUAAACUUUUUCUUUUGAGGAAAUGGGUUCAUAACUUCAUACCUCUUUUACUAAAAAAAAGAAAGAUCAGAGAUUUUUUCCUUGUCAGUUAUCACUGUUUCUGUUGUUAAAUUGUACCCACUUCAACUUGUUUGAAGAGUUACAUGACAAGAUCAUUGUACAUUGUAUAGUGUAUUUCUGAUUAUCUAAUGUAAUUCUAUUGUUGGGUAGAAAAAGGUUAUGAUACAUUUGCUGUAAAAAAAAGCCUAUAUAAGUACUAUAUAUAUAUAAAAGUUAGUAAAAGAUGCAAUGACAGAUUGUGUGACAAUUAAGUGCAGUAUCGUGAGUUUAUGGUACACAGUGAGUACUAAGUUGUUCUUAUUCCAGUAUAUUUUUUUUUAGAUUAUAUGAUUUAAAACCAUAGUUUGUUCAUAAAGCAAAAUCUAUUCAUUUGAAAAAAAAUACUGCAUGAAUGGUUUGCUCUUCUUUUAAUUGUCCAAGAAGUGAAAAGAAAUGUGUUGGUAUAUCACAAAAUACCAAUUAUCUGUUUUAUAAUUUAAAUACCCCCCUUCCCCUCCCCCCUUUUUGAACUAACCAUAUUUUUCACAUUAAGCUUUUUACUUUUGGAAAAAUGAUAAAAUAGGAUAUUAAAGCUUUUUUUUAUGAAUUUAAGGAUUUCAAGGUAUGGUCAUUAAAGCAUGUUUUCAACUUAUAAAACUUUUAAUUUAAAAUGCACUGUCACACUAUAUAUUGUAAAAUUGUAAGAUAUUAAAAAUUCAUUUUGAAUUUCCACACUUUAUAAAAUUUAUUCCAGAAAUAAGUUGUGCACAAUGCAAUUUAAAUGAUAAGUUUUUUUUAUUAAAACUGUUGAAUUACAAGUUGGCCAGAAAAGUCAAGGUCUCAUUUGAGAAUACACGUACCAGAGUUAAGUGAAAAACGUACCACUGUUCACAUGUUAUAUAACAGGUUAAAGACCUAAAAGUAGUGUUUGUAGUUUAUCUUGUAUUAUGAAUAUUGUUUCUGCAAGGUAUGAAAUAAUUUAUAUUGGAUUUUCAACAUAAGGUUUUGUUGGUUACAAUCUGGUUAUUAGAAACUAUGUAUUAUAAUAAUUUUCAGCUUAUAGAAGAAUGAUGUUGAGGUCACUGGGCCAAAAGUUAUUUAAAUUUAUGAAGAUUUUAUUGUCAGCCCCCUUAAUCAAAAUCCUUUCAAGAAGCCAUUUUUUCUUAAAAAUAUUUAUGAAACUGACUGUUACAAAGCCACUACCAAGAUAACUUGUUAUCUAAUCUUCCCCUUAAUACAACACAGUUUAAUUUUAAGUUCAACAGGCAAAUAUUAAGGAAUCUGUCCCCAUAAAUAUGAUAAAAGAGUCUGAUUGAUUGUUAGGCCCUAAUUUGAUUUUCUGUCCAUAAAUGAAAGACACUGUGCAUCAUUUUAUUCUGUCUUUUAUAUAUCAUGACCAUUACUCAAUGGAUGAAUUAGUUUGCAUGAUUAUGUGGGACAUACUAAAUUCCAGUCAUCAUUUUAUUUUAUGAUCGUAUUUUUUUUUCAUAUGUAGAAAAACCAUUCUUCAGCCAACCAUAAACAGAUUGCAAACACAAAUAGUGGUAUAUUAUCACAGCCAAAAAUAUGAAUAACAAAAAAUUUACUUAGUAUAAAUAGUUGAAGUUUGCCAAAACCAAGAAAAGUUAUGUUAAUUUUAUCAAAGAAAGUUGUAAUUAAUAAAAAAAAAAAGAAAUAGUUUCUUUUAAAUUUUAGUCAAAAAUAGAUGAUUUGAAAGAAUUUCAAAUACUUUUUCAAUUGCAAUCAUUUGAAUAAUUUGAAUAAUUUGAAUAAUUACAGAGUUCAUUAUUGUAAUAUAUUAUUGUUAUUAUUAUUCAUUGAAACAUUAAAAUCAUCUUGGUUA
Molecule: messenger RNA, 5337 nt
Organism: Mytilus californianus (California mussel)
Lineage: Eukaryota; Metazoa; Mollusca; Bivalvia; Mytilida; Mytilidae
Exons: 3
Coding region: 124-2691 (855 amino acids)
Biological process (GO): protein K63-linked ubiquitination; regulation of canonical NF-kappaB signal transduction; tumor necrosis factor-mediated signaling pathway
Cellular component (GO): plasma membrane signaling receptor complex
Source: RefSeq, a predicted model, not a curated record